GUAUUAUUUUUUUAUUUGACAUAACAAUUUCCCACAGCACCUGAAGUGCACACCUGCAGGAGCCCACACCGCGGUCUCCAUCUCCUCUCCUACCGGGAUAUAAGCACCAGCAACCGGCCAUGGCGCGGAGGUUCUUUGUCGGAGGAAACUGGAAGAUGAACGGAAAUAAGGAGAGUCUGGAGGAGCUGAUGAGCACCUUAAACACCGCCAGCCUGGACGAUCAGACCGAGGUGGUGUGUGCUGCUCCCUCCAUCUAUCUGGACUUUGCUCGGUCCCUCCUGGAUCCCAAAUUUGGGGUUGCAGCCCAGAACUGCUACAAGGUGGCCAAAGGAGCAUUUACAGGAGAGAUCAGCCCGGCCAUGAUAAAGGACUGCGGAGCAGACUGGGUGAUCCUCGGACACUCGGAACGACGCCAUGUGUUCGGGGAAAGCGAUGAGCUGAUCGGCCAAAAGGUAGCUCAUGCUCUGGAGAACGAUCUCGGUGUGAUCGCCUGCAUCGGAGAGAAGCUGGAGGAGCGCGAGGCCGGCUCCACAGAGGAGGUGGUUUUCGCUCAGACUCAGGUUAUUGCAGAAAAUGUGAAGGACUGGGAGAAAAUGGUGCUGGCAUAUGAACCUGUUUGGGCCAUCGGCACUGGAAAGACAGCCACACCUGAGCAGGCUCAGGAGGUCCAUGAGAAGCUGAGGGUCUGGUUCAGAGCAAACGUAUCAGAUGAUGUGGCUGACUCACUGCGCAUCAUUUAUGGAGGUUCAGUCACAGGAGCGAACUGCAGGGAGCUGGCGUCUCAGGCCGACGUGGACGGCUUCCUGGUUGGAGGAGCCUCUCUGAAACCCGAGUUCGUCGACAUCAUCAAUGCACGCGUGUAAUACGUACCGAUAAUCACUAAACUGCCUUUAGUCUGUCACACUAUGAUGUUUCACCCGGACUAAAGUAACUCAUGCACAAAUUUCUUCAUACUUUUAACUUUCACUUAAAGGAUUUGUUGAAUGAUUAGUCAUGAAUAACAUUUUUUUGUUGUCCAAAGUUUAAUUCUUAUCAGUCUAAAAUGUGAGACACAAUAACAUUUAAAAACUUUUAAAAUAACGUUUUCAUUUUUUUUUUUUUACGUUGGUGUGAUCUCAUUAUUAGCUGCUAUUCAUUUUACUAGAAACAUAUUUUUUGAAUCCAUCCACCAGACUAUGUCAAUUCUAAUGUUUGCUGACUAAUUGUAAUAAUGUCCUCACUGCUGUAACAUUGCUCACCUCUAUGCUAAUGCAAAGUCUGUAACGAUUAAUGUUCCAGAGUUUACUUGAAUUAACGCAAAGCAAAGUAAAUAUCAGGAGUUAGUGACUCAGUAGGUCCAAAUGCUUUACUGUGUGUAGUUUAACACGGACUCAGGUGUUUCUGUAGAGUCAGGAGACUGAUUAAUAUGAACUGAAACCAAAUAAAUCAAAUGUGGAAACAUU
This is a messenger RNA of Cyprinodon tularosa, 1442 nucleotides long. RefSeq names its product triosephosphate isomerase. Gene Ontology annotation, cellular component: cytosol. Lineage: Eukaryota; Metazoa; Chordata; Actinopteri; Cyprinodontiformes; Cyprinodontidae. Gene Ontology annotation, molecular function: triose-phosphate isomerase activity. The transcript is spliced from 7 exons. Gene Ontology annotation, biological process: glyceraldehyde-3-phosphate biosynthetic process; glycolytic process; gluconeogenesis. The record is from RefSeq and is a predicted model, not a curated record. Bases 120 to 863 code for a protein of 247 amino acids.